GAAAGGAUUUAUGUCACUGCAACUGGCAACCCUAAGCCAACCGUGCACUUGUUGUCUCGCGGACUUCACUUCCGUUUAGCAGUUCGGGCGUCCUGUCUCUAUGAAGUGAUCAUUAAUACCACAUGGAUUCCACUUAGUGUCGUGAUCUUCAUUCACCUGCUGCUGUGACAAAGACGAAUCUGCCUAAACACGACGUCCUCAUGUGCAUCAUCUUCUUCAAGUUCGACCCCAGGCCUGUGUCCAAAAACGCCUACAGGCUGAUCUUGGCGUCAAACAGAGAUGAGUUCUACAACAGGCCAUCCAAAGCUGCCGACUGGUGGGGCAGCGGUAAAGAUAUCCUCAGCGGUUUGGAUAUGGAGGAAGGGAAGGAAGGCGGGACCUGGCUGGGAAUCAGUAAACGAGGCAAACUAUCAGCUCUGACCAAUUACCUGGAGCACAAGUACAACCCGGAAGGCCUGGGGAGAGGGUUUUUGGUGUCCAAUUACAUGACAGAGAAUGUGGACAGCUUCUCGUACCUGCGCAAGGUGGCGUCUGAGGGUCAGCUGUACAACGGCUUCAACGUCCUCACCGCUGAAUUCAGAGCCAAUGAGGACACGAUGUGUUACUAUGGAAACAGGGGCAGUCCGGAACCUGUGUGCCUCAAAGCAGCAGGAAUCUACGGUCUCAGUAACUCUCUGUUAGAUACUCCUUGGAGGAAGAUGCAACACGGUAAACAGCACUUCACCAGCGUGGUGGAUAAAACACUGCCCCCUGAAGGCCUGGUCCAGGAGCUGCUUCAAGUCCUCAACGAUGAGGAACUAAACACACCUGACCCCAUGCAGGAGCAUCAAGGUGAAGGCUACAAGAAGGACUGGCUUAAAGCUCUGUCCGCUGUAUGUGUGCGCACGCCGAGUUAUGGCACCAGGACAAACACCAUCAUCCUGAUCGACAGUGAGAAUAACGUCAGCUUCACCGAGCGCACCAUGUUGAACUGUGAUGUCACCCAAUGGAGCACAAAAUCCUUUCAGUUCAAGCUGCAGGAAUGACCAUGCCUCGCCUCGCCUCACCUCACCCCGGCUCCCCUGCCACCACUCGUGCCUUUCUUCACUUCAAUUUACGUCCUUUUUACUAUUAGACUUUUCCUACUUCAGCUGAAGGGAGGCAUUUUUAACUGCAGUUUUCCUCGAGUGAGCAUCUCUGUGUAGUUUGGUGACUGAAGUUUAGGCACCAUCACGCACCUGAACCUGAAUAUGACAUCUGUGGUAGUGCUGAACGUUACACUAAAUGUCCUUUUGGCCAUAUUUUAAAAUAACUACUGUUUGAGUAGUUACGUGAGGCUUGAGUAGUGAGGUUAGAAUUAUUUGAAGGCUUUCUGCCAAAGAAACCAGAAUUUUUCUUUUUUAUUAGCAGUUCUGCUUUAAUAGUAACCUAAUGAACGUGACCAUCUAUAAAUGGUUUAGCUCAUCUAUAGCUAUAACUCAGGAACUGCAAGUCAUGUAUGAAGCGACGAUCACACCAAUAAACUCUAUUUCACCUUCCUUAA
Messenger RNA from Tachysurus vachellii, 1522 nucleotides. RefSeq names its product transport and golgi organization 2 homolog (Drosophila) (gene tango2). The record is from RefSeq and is a predicted model, not a curated record. NCBI's taxonomy places the organism in Eukaryota, Metazoa, Chordata, Actinopteri, Siluriformes, Bagridae. The coding region runs from base 201 to 1025 and encodes 274 amino acids. Gene Ontology annotation, biological process: Golgi organization; protein secretion. Gene Ontology annotation, cellular component: Golgi apparatus. The transcript has 9 exons.